This is a messenger RNA of Cylindrotheca closterium, 1236 nucleotides long. NCBI's taxonomy places the organism in Eukaryota, Bacillariophyta, Bacillariophyceae, Bacillariales, Bacillariaceae. The record is from the annotation of a GenBank genome assembly.
AUGGCAGAUAGCAUCACCCGAGUCACCCAUCAAUCCUUUGGCAGUCGCAUGGGCGGAUCUUGCAAAGGCUUGAUCAUGGCUCCCAUUAUGAUAUUGCUAUCCAUAUGGCUGCUUGUAUGGAAUGAAGGUAACUCUAUUACCCAACACAAGGCCUUGGAAGAAGGCUUGAAAAUGGUCAUUAACGUGGGAACGGACACAAUCGAUGCUUUGAACGAAAACAAACUUGUUCACUUCAUUGGCAAGGCCACCAGUACUAACACUAUUUCAGAUGAAGUCUUCGGCGUGGCUCCACCCGAUGGUGCCUUGAAGUUGAAACGCAAGGUGGAAAUGUACCAAUGGACCCAAUCGGAACACAGCCAGACCAAAAAGAAUACUGGAGGAUCCACAACGACCACCACUACAUACACUUACAAUAAGGAGUGGUCUGAUCAUCUCAUUAGUUCCACAGGAUUCGAAGAAGCCAAUGGCCACCAGAAUCCAUCCGAAAUGGUCUUUGAAUCCGCCACCAUGGUGGCCGAUCCCAUCAUUGUUGGUGCCUUUACCAUGUCCAGUGUCGUCACGAGCAAGAUGGAAUGGUACCAACCAUUAACAUCGUCCUUGUCGACAGAGACUAUUGCUGAUGACUAUGCCAAACAAGAUGCCAAGGUAUACAACUCUUAUUUCUAUUUUGGAAACUCGCCUACCAGCCCAAGUGUGGGUGAUACUCGAAUUUCCUUCAAGGAAGUUCCGGAACAGGUGAUGAGUGUCGUGGCCAAACAAACCCAAAGUACAGUAUCGACCUACACUGCGUCUUCUGGUGGUUCCUUCUUGUUGGUCGAAAAGGGCACUGUUAGUGCGGAAGACAUGUUUUUGCAUGCCAAUCAAGCUGUCACCGCCUUUACUUGGUUGAUCCGGUUGUUCGGCAUGAUUCUCAUUUGGUGUGCCUUGAAAAUGGUCGUCCAACCUCUUCAGGUAAUGGCCGACUGCAUUCCUUUCAUUGGUGACAUUUUGGGAGCGGCCAAUGAUUGCGUCACUUUUUUCUUGGCGUUUGCUUUGAGUACCAUUGUCAUUGCCAUUUCUUGGUUUGCCUACCGGCCACUCUUGUCGUUGGGACUCCUACUACUGGUGGUGGCUGGUGGAUAUUUUGCAAAGAAACGAGCCAAGCAUAAUCAGCAAGAAAUACCUUAUGAUGCAGCAGCCGUUGAGAUUCCACAGGUUGGUCAAUUUAAGGAUAGAUUCCCAGGUGAUUUUGCUUAG